Leguminivora glycinivorella is the source of this 1461-nucleotide messenger RNA. Its product is annotated as antichymotrypsin-2-like. The record is from RefSeq and is a predicted model, not a curated record. Bases 147 to 1385 code for a protein of 412 amino acids. Lineage: Eukaryota; Metazoa; Arthropoda; Insecta; Lepidoptera; Tortricidae. The transcript is spliced from 9 exons. Gene Ontology annotation, molecular function: serine-type endopeptidase inhibitor activity.
CAAUAAAUAACUGAAAGUAACGAAAAAAAAACUCCAGGAUUUUUUUUCAACUUAGUUUUUUCAACUUAGAAUAUAGUAUGGGGUUUUUAUUGUAGUCAAGUAAUUACUUUUUAUUGGACAUAAUAUUACAUUAAUUGCAGCGUAAAAUGAUACGCAUUUUAAUCAACGGUAUUUUGUUGGUACUUGUAAGUAGAGUAAUAUGUGAUGAAGAUGAUGACUAUCUUGGAAGUACUUCAGACGAGGAUGAAAUCAAUUAUCAGGAUACCUUGUAUGACACGAAAGACUAUCCUCUAAAUUUGGAUGGAUCUUUAAGACAACGCUUGGCUUUGAAUGGUGCGAUUGCAGACCCAGGAAACAGCUUUGUCUGUUCACCCAUCUCGGCCUUGAUGCCAUUAGGGAAGUUGGCUUUAGGGGCAACGGGCACGUGUAAAUCACAGUUGGAGGAGGCCAUCGGCGUAGGAUCGAAGUCAGAGUUGAAAAAGAGCUUCACAUCCUUACUGCGUGGUCUGAAAUCAUUGUCGGGAGUGAAAUUAACAGUUUGUAGCAGAAUAUACGUUUCCAAACAGUACUCGCUAAGGACCUCUUACAAAAACGACGCUAGAGAAAUUUUUAAAUCCACCAUCAAAAGAAUUAACAUGAAAAAACCCGAUAAAGUGGCCCGCAGAAUUAAUAGAUGGGUUAGAGAUAAAACAAAAAACCUGAUAAAGGAAAUAAUAACGCCUAAUAGUAUAUCCCCGGCAGCUUCGGUUAUCCUAGUCAACGCGGUCUAUUUUUCGGGUAACUGGAAACACAAAUUCCGCGACAUUCAAAUGAGAGACUUUUACACAGCUACUAGCGUCCGCAAGGUUCCUAUGAUGACACGGGAGGGCAAAUAUAAAUACACUAAAAACGAUGCACUCGAUUGUCAGAUGAUAGAAAUCCCGUACGUCGGCGGUCACGCAUCAUUUAUUAUUUUCCUGCCAAACACAAGGGAUGGUUUACCAAUGCUGCUGUACAAACUAAAACUAGCCCCUGAUUUGAUGCAAUCUGCUAUUAAUAAAAUGCGAGAAGAGAAUGUAAUAUUGUCUAUUCCGAAAUUUAAAACUACUACGGAGUUAGAUCUGAAGGUUUCAUAUGAAAAGCUGGGAUUAAAUCAAUUGUUAAAAACUCAAAAAUCCGGUUUAAAUAAAAUAGUGUCCGGAGAUAGUCACUUGUACGUAUCGAAAGCCAUACAAAAGGCAGUUAUAGACGUGAAUGAGAAUGGUACGGAAGCCGCCGCUGCUUCUGCGAUAGAAAGUGUACUAUUGUCGUAUAUUGUAUACAAAAGAAAAUUCUAUGCUAACAGACCUUUUUAUUACUUUGUCAAAGUUAAGAAGGAGAAGAUUUUCACAGGUGUAUACAAUUAAUGUGUAUAAGCAGCUGUACAAUUAACUUACGUAUUAUGACGUGACGACCGAAGUUAAUAUCAAGUAAAUGUUGAUU